This is a messenger RNA of Yamadazyma jaroonii, 672 nucleotides long. NCBI's taxonomy places the organism in Eukaryota, Fungi, Ascomycota, Pichiomycetes, Serinales, Debaryomycetaceae. The record is from the annotation of a GenBank genome assembly.
AUGAUUUUUUGCAGCCUUUGGUGGAUUUUACAGAUUGUUGCAGCCGAUGUUGCAAUACUAAGGAAACCUUUUAAUAUAGAAAAUAAUACAGUUAAUUUGUCAAUUCAAUGGAUUGAGUCGAAUUCUUCACCAAAGUUAGAUCUAAUUCACAAUUAUACUUUAGUGUUGUGCACGGGACCCAACGAUAAGAUAAUACCUGUCCAUACAUUAGUAUGGGAGGAGCAAUUGGAUAGGUACGAGAAACUGAUCUUUUUAGAGGAUGGAGUUUAUUUUGUUCAAGUAUAUGCUAGAGGGUCGGACUUCUAUACUAUCCAUUAUUCAGAGAAGUUUGUGGUCGGUGUCUCAGAUGGGUUCUAUGAGAACCCACCAUCAUCAGUGAUACAUUAUUAUGGUUAUUCAACGUCAUUGGACGAACUGAGGAUCCAAACAGCUCCUCCCUUCCCUAAGAUAGGUUCGAAGAUUACACAAAACAGAUGGACGGGAAACAAACCCAAACCCACUGGAAAUUUCACUGAUUUGAGGUCUCACUAUCCUGACUACGAUUAUACGAUACUUCCCCUGGUUACGGCUUUCAAAGGGAGGAAUUGCAUUCGUCCAGCACCAAGAAUCACAAAUCACUAUCAUCCGUCACAAAGAAUUAGACCUGCGGUGUUGAGAGAACGAAAUGAAUAA